Molecule: messenger RNA, 924 nt
Organism: Mesitornis unicolor (brown roatelo)
Lineage: Eukaryota; Metazoa; Chordata; Aves; Mesitornithiformes; Mesitornithidae
Product: olfactory receptor 14A16-like
Exons: 1
Biological process (GO): G protein-coupled receptor signaling pathway
Cellular component (GO): membrane
Molecular function (GO): G protein-coupled receptor activity; olfactory receptor activity
Source: RefSeq, a predicted model, not a curated record
AUGUCCAAUGACAGCUCCAUCACCACAUUUAUUCUCCUGACAUUUGCAGACACACGGGAGCUGCAGCUCUUGCACUUCUGGCUCUUCCUGGCCAUCUCCCUGGCUGCCCUCCUGGGAAAUGGCCUCAUCAUCACUGCCAUAGCCUGUGUCCACCGCCUCCACACCCCCAUGUACUUCUUCCUCCUCAGCCUCUCUCUUCUUGACCUGGGAACCAUCUCCACCACUGUCCCCAAAGCCAUGACCAAUUCUCUCUGGGACACCGGGGAGAUCUCCUACAUGGGCUGUACUGCCCAGGUCUUUCUGUUUGUCUCUUUUGUUAUAUCAGAGUAUUAUCUUCUCACUGUCAUGACCUAAGACUGCUAUGUUGCCAUCUGCAAACCCCUGCACUAUGGGACCCUCCUGGGCAGCAGAGCUUGUGUCCACAUGGCAGCAGCUGCCUGGGGCAGUGGUUUCUUCUUUUCUCUUCUGCACACUGCCAAUACAUUUUCACUACCCCUCUGCCAAGGCAAUGUCCUGGACCAGUUCUUCUGUGAAAUCCCCCAGAUCCUCAAUGUCUCCUGUUCACACUCCUACCUCAGGGAAGUUGGGCUUCUUGUGGUCAGCAUCUGUUUAGUAACUGGCUGUUUUGUGUUCAUUGUGCUGUCCUAUGUACAGAUCUUCAAGGUCGUGCUGAGGAUCCCCUCUGAGCAGGGUCGGCACAAAGCCUUUUCCACGUGCCUCCCUCACCUGGCCGUGGUCUCCUUGUCUGUCAGCACUGGCAUAUUUACUUACCUGAAGCCCCCCUUCAUCUCCUUUCCAGUUCUAAAUCUGGUGGUGUCAUUGCUGUACUCAGUGGUGCCUCCAGCAGUGAACCCCCUCAUCUACAGCUUGAGGAACAAGGAGAUCAAUGAUACCCUAAAGAAACUUGUGAAUGGAUCAUUUUAA